Cyprinodon variegatus (sheepshead minnow) is the source of this 6027-nucleotide messenger RNA. RefSeq names its product round spermatid basic protein 1-like. The record is from RefSeq and is a predicted model, not a curated record. Gene Ontology annotation, cellular component: nucleus. The transcript is spliced from 8 exons. NCBI's taxonomy places the organism in Eukaryota, Metazoa, Chordata, Actinopteri, Cyprinodontiformes, Cyprinodontidae. Bases 24 to 3425 code for a protein of 1133 amino acids.
CGUAAAAAAUAGAAACUUCCAAGAUGGCCGAGUCCGUGGACUCCAUGCAUUUCGCUGCGAACAGCAAAACAAAUUCUCCAAAGCCCCUGCUGGCAAAACGACCGCCCGAGAGCCGUCCGCAGUCUUCCAGCGACAUUUUCCCUCCCACCCCGAAGAAGGUCCGAGUGGAGGAGAAGGGUCUGAAGCACAGGAAACUGAACGGAGAGGUGUGCGCAGGGGAAAAACACAACGGGAAGCAGAGUUGUGGAAGCCCAGCGAAAUGGAGUUUCGGCCCGGCCAAGGCGAGCCACUCCACCGCCUCCGCGAUGCCAACCACCCCUGUUCGGAAAAUCUUCAAAAUCAGCAACUUCCUUGCGUCGCCCCCCAAAGUAAAAAAGGCGAAGGAGAAGCGACACAAGGAGAAGGAGAGAAGCAGCGAAGCCCCGCGGAGCUCCGCCGCCGCCGUGGAGAGAGUGAGCCCCGCUAGCUGCCAUACAAAGACGGAGAACGGCGACGUGAAAACGCUGCAGAGAGAUCACGAUGUGAAGGAAAAAGACAGACAGAAGAAGAAGGAAAAGAAUAAAGAGUGGAAAAAACACAAACUACCACCUGCACAUGACAUAGUAAGGGAGAAUGGAGAAGCCAUGACCCACCAGAAAGAGUCUAAAGAGAUCCUCAGUGUUGGGUCCGAGGAAGAGCUGCUGCUGAAGAAACUCAAGAAGAAGAAGAAAAAGAAGCACAAAGAAAGCGAGUGGGUGAAGGAGAGACGCAGCCGGCCCAAAAUGUACCACCGAUCCUGCCAGACUGUGUGCACGGGGAUGCCCCUGGGUCUGCCGGAGUUUCUCGGACAGAUCAACGGAGACAGCAGCAGCAGUGGCGGUCUAAUCCACAGCACUACAUCACCACACUUCCAGGAUCCUGUUUCUGCUGUCACCAUCCCAUCCAUGGUCAGGGAUAGGUUCAGCUACAGCUGCACCUCGUCAGCAAGCCUCCCCGGGCUCGAGUUCAGCCGUCUGAUCCACAUCGAGCAGCAGGCCAAUGGAGGCGCCUCUGUGGUGCACGCCUACACCGAGGAGCUCUCCUGUCUGUCUCCAGCAGAGAUGGAACGCUUCGCAGAAGAGUUUGUGAGCCUGUCAUUCAGUGAGGAUGGGGCCCAAGCUGCACGCUUUGUGAUGGGAAUCAUCCACGGAGCGGCUUCUUACCUCCCAGACUUCCUGGACUACUUCUCCUUCAAGUUCCCCAACGCAACAGUGAAGAUGGAAGUGCUCGGGAAGAAGGACAUAGAGACGACAACCAUGGCCAAUUUUCACUCUCAGGUGAAGAGGACUUACUCCCGGGGAACAUACCGUGCCGGCGCCAUGCGGCAGGUCAGUCUGGUGGGAGCCGUGGAUGAAGAGGUCGGAAAUUACUUCCCAGAGUUCCUCAGCAUGCUUGAGGAAUCUCCUUUCCUCAUGCGAACUCUGCCGUGGGGAACCUUCUCCAGCCUGCGGCUUCAGAGCCCGACAGAGAGCGACGACGGCCCCAUCAUGUGGGUCCGACCCGGAGAACAGAUGAUCCCGAUGGCAGACAUGCCCAAAUCCCCCUUCAAAAGGAAAAGGUCCACCAACGAGAUAAAGAACCUGCAGUAUCUGCCCAGAACCAGCGAGCCCAGAGAGCUGCUGUUCGAGGACAGAACGAGAGCUCACGCUGAUCACAUCGGCCAGGGCUUCGAGCGGCAAACCACAGCUGCUGUGGGGGUGCUGAAGGCUGUCCGCUGUGGAGAAGACAGCGACACUCCUUCCCGUAUCACCAAGGACGUUGUGUGUUUCCACGCUGGAGACUUUCCAGAUGUGGUGAUGAGGCUGCAGCUGGACCUCCAUGAGCCCCCGCUGUCUCAGUGUGUCCAGUGGAUUGACGAUGCGAAGCUGAACCAGCUGAGGAGGGAGGGAAUCCGAUACGCUCGCAUCCAGCUGUACCACGAUGACAUCUACUUCAUCCCGAGAGGAGUCGUCCACCAGUUCAAGACUGUCUCCGCCGUCUGUAGCCUGGCCUGGCAUAUCCGACUGAAACAGUACCACCAGCAGGAGGAGAAAAAGGAGGAGGAGAGAGAGGAUCUGGACGAGGGGGAGACAUGUUCCUUCAGCGAAGCACUGAACAGAAUCAAACAGGAGGAAGAUGUGGAGGAAGAGGGAAACAAGUGUGACUUUGCUGUGCAGACGGUGACAAAGAUGGAAGAAGAGGACAUGGAGGGACAACAGGAGCCAACGUCGCACACACUGACGCAUAAUUUCAAGGAAGAAGAGCAAGAUGAACUAGACGAAAGAAAGGAGCUGGUGGGAACACAGUCACCGACUUCAGUUCAGAAUGAGAGCGAAGAGGCUGUUUUUAGUCCCACAGCAAUAGAAAUUAAAGCCGAAGUUAUACAUGAGGAAAGAAAGCGUGGUUCAGAGACACAUCAAAGACUGGAUGGUCAAGAGGAAGCUGGACAGGAUGCUACUUCCCUAAAAUUCUUACAGCAGAUUAGGAAGGACAGCGAUGUGGAGGAAGAGCAGCAUCAAAAGAAAGAUCAGACAGACAAGACUAAAGACGACACCACAAGUAUUUGCAACACACCGCAAAUUAAAAAGGAAAAGGAUAAAGGUAAACGAGAGAGAGAUGAAAGGGAGAGGACUAAAGAAAAGAAGGAGAAGGACAGGGAGAAAAAAGACAGAGGAAAGGAAAGAGAGAAGGUUAAGACUGAAGGGGGAAGAGAGGGGGGGCCCCUGAUGCUGCCGCAGAUAAAGAAAAAGGAGGAGGAGGAAUGGAUAAAAGAUGGAAGUAAAAGCUCACAGAAUGCCCUGUCGGCUCAGAGAGACGAGAAGUGGGCCAAGGAGUGUGACUCGAAAACACAAGCCCACCUCAAGAGAGAGAAGGAGCACGAUAAGGACAGGGGAACGUCUCAGUACCGGCCUGACAGAGACGAGGCGCGAGACUCCUGCUCACAUAAACCUAAGUCCACUCAUGGGAAGAAGGAGAAGAGCAGCCACAAGGAGGGCAAGGACAUGGGAGUGUCAAACACACCGGGGAAACUGGGGAGGGAGGAGGGAAAGACACACAAACACACAAACCAGCAGGGGAAGAAAGAAGGCAAGAAGGAGAAAGACGGCGGCAAGGAGGAGAUCAGGAAGAAGCCUGAACAGAAACCAGCACGGACACUCUUCACCUUUGAUCUCUUUAAACCCAUGGAGGCUCACCAAACGCUGGCUCUUUCUUUAUCGGACAGUAGACCCAAACCUCAACACCACACUGACCCUCGAGGUUCUUCAUCCAAGUCUGGCUCAGACUCUCGGACUGUUGUUUCAACUAAAGGACCAAAAGUAAAGGAUUCAUUGCAGGGAAAACCUUCGAUGGCGUCAACGCUGCAGGACUCCAUAAAACAGCCUCUGAGGACACAAACGCCGCAAACACAAAAAGACUUCUUGAUAUGAAUGUCUCCAUGUCUUCUGACUGUACUACUUAUGCCAAGGCUUUGUUAAAAUAUUUAAAAGUUCAUCCUUCCUUUAGAUCAAUUAGACCCGGCCACACACUACUACUGUGACGCAGUGAGACAAGGAUGCAGCCUGCCUGUAUUUUAACAAUGCCGAAGAAUGUAAGCUAAGUUGCUCACUUUGUUUGUCAGCAGAUGUACGAAGGCUUUAACACGAACUGUUAUGGUGAACCGCGUGUCGUUGCCUGUGCACUACUUUGGUUCACGCUAAAAAGCGCCUACACUGCUCAAAGAAAUUAAAGGAACACUUAAACCUGUAUGCAAUCCGUCAGGCAAACAGACAGGUUGUUUAUCGGUGUCAGAUCAAUUGAAGUUAAUGGGGCAGCAAUGAGAGGACCUCUUUUUUUUUUACUUUUUAGUAGUUUUACCAUUGAACAGGGUCCGCGUCACGACUUGUACUAUGAGGUGAUAGGAGCAGAGGUCACCUGUCAUGGUCAGGAGAUCAGCUGUGUCCUGCUACACUGUCUCUGGAGAUUACAGCAGACAGGCAGUGGCUCUAGCAGGGCUAUCAGGAAUCCACUCUUUCUGGCAUGGAGGAACAGAAGGGGUACUGGCAGAAUAAAGCGCCCUCCUGCAUGAUGCUGGUGUGAAUGUUUCAGCCAAAUGAGGGCGGCCUCAACCUUUCGAUGGUGGUGGGUCUGUUGUUCCUCUUUGUGCAUGAUUACGUCCGACCUGCAGCAGCCUGUAGGAUCAAGCAGUUGAAUCCAUCGACGGGCCUCCAUGCUCCUAGAGGAUCUCAAAGAAAUCAUGUUUAGGUUCAUCUAACGCCACCAGGUAGUGGGGUGAUGCUGGUCAGGAUCUUGCAGGAGACAUCUCAGUACCCUAUCUAUAAAGAAACAUGGCUCUAUUCCCAGACCAUACAAGCCAAGAGUCAUCUUGACUCACUGCAAUAACAUUUCACCAGAUGAGACUGUCCCGACACUCCCUUUCUUUAUUCAGAUUAUUUUUUUAUUUUCAUUAAAUCAUGCGACACCUUUUCGUUCCUGACAUAUUUACCCGUUCCAUAUCAGUAUGGAUAUCCCUCAUGGUUGCUUUCUCUUUACUUGAGGUUAAAUGUUAAUUUUCAGUGUCCCUUCAAUGAUUUUGAGCAGUGCAUUCUAGGUACUCAAGCCAAUCUGAAAACGAUCAUUUUGACAGUGCCUUGCAAAAGUAUUGAUACCCCUGCAACUUUAUCAUGUUUGAUCGUGUUACAAUAACAGACUGCAUAGUGCUUUAUUGGAAUUUUAUAUGCAAGACAAACACAAAGUAGUUGGGAUUUGGGAAGUGGUCAGAAAACAUUACAUGGAUUAACAUUUUUUUAAGAAACAUCAAAGUGUGGCAUCUGUAUUCCACUUGGUCUGAUACCGUGAGUAAAAUUGCAAUAAACUGCCUUUAGAAGUCAUCUUCUGUAAACAUUAAGUCAAGUUAAUCUAUACUGUAUUUUUAAAACUACAAGAUCAGUCAUAUUUCCUGGAGCGCUUUGGUGCACAUCAGUGUUGGUGGCUCGCCUUUGAUCAGAUUUAGGUCCAUACGAUGUUUGAACCACUGUAGGACUUGAAAAGGCUUUGACCUAUUUCACUACUUAACUCUGACCAGUUGCCAAGUCUCUUCUUGGGAAAAGCAGCCUUCCCACAACAUGAUGCAGCCACCACUGUGUUACAUUAGAGGAGCUGUGUUUCUCUGGAGCUCCUUAACCACCUAAACUGACAAUAUGCUUUAUAACCGAACCAAAUUGCUGUGUACAGUGGUAUUUAUCAUGAAGCUGUAUUUAUACUGGGAUUAUUUACUUUCCAAGUCAGUUUUGUCCUUUGUGUCUGUCAAUCAGCUAUCAUCCCAAUAAAAUAGCCUGAAACGAGUGGCUGCAGCACGGCACAUGUGGAAAAGUUACGUGAAUACUUUUGCUAGGCGCUGUACAACAUUCAGGACAUGGCAGCAAGUCCUCUGCUGAUGGGAAAUCAUUUUACUGUUGCUUUGCUCAGCGGGCUUUAUCGUUUAUAACACUCCAAAAUCAGAUUCUAGCAGUUGUUUUCAGACUGUACUGUUUGACACACACAGGGCUGUAAAUUAUUCUGUAAGUACCAAAACUGUACAGUCUAGAUGUUAUUAGCAACAGUGUGAGAAAAUGUAUACAGAAAUUGCAUAUAUUUUUUGUAAGACAGGUUUUAUUUUCCAUAGAACUUAUUUAUAUCAUUUACUGUCUGUUUUUAUUUGAAACCAAUGUAUGUGAAAAUUUUAUUGUAAAUACAUUUUAUUUCCUAAGAUAAUACUUGGUAGUGUGAUUUAUACUCUGAUCAGAACCUCUCAAUAAAUGGUUCUAAAUGUUGACUAAGUUACUCAUUGUCCUGGUUUUUGUUAGGAUUUUAAUUAAUAUGUGAUGGUUUAAAAUGGUUUACAGAAGGCAUGGCAGGUUUAUUUGUAUAGCACAAUUCAAAGUGCUUUACAUGAAUUAAAAGAUCAAAUAGAAGAAACAAAAUGUCACAAGUAGUAGGAUGACUGUUCUAGAUAGGCAAUGCUAUAUUGGUUGAGACAGGUGAAAUCCUUCAAAACAUUUGCUUCAGAAAAAA